Messenger RNA from Arachis ipaensis, 1302 nucleotides. RefSeq names its product heat stress transcription factor B-4. Gene Ontology annotation, molecular function: RNA polymerase II cis-regulatory region sequence-specific DNA binding; DNA-binding transcription factor activity. Gene Ontology annotation, cellular component: nucleus. The record is from RefSeq and is a predicted model, not a curated record. Lineage: Eukaryota; Viridiplantae; Streptophyta; Magnoliopsida; Fabales; Fabaceae. Gene Ontology annotation, biological process: regulation of transcription by RNA polymerase II.
UCCAAAAAGGAGGGGUAGUUGUUACUUAUAUUAGGUGUGUGAUUGAUUCUGAUGUAUCUGAGUUGAGUCAUAAAAUGGGAAUCGUUUUGGACAGCAACUGCGAAUCCAUAGUGGUGUCGUUGGAGACACAGAAGGCGGUGCCGGCGCCCUUCCUCACCAAGACCUACGAGCUGGUGGACGACGCCGCCACCGAUCACAUUGUCUCGUGGGGAGAAGACGAAACCACCUUCGUUGUCUGGCGUCCUCCUGACUUCGCCCGCGACCUUCUUCCCAACUACUUCAAACAUAAUAAUUUCUCCAGCUUCGUUCGCCAACUCAACACCUAUGGUUUCAGAAAGAUUGUACCUGAUAGAUGGGAAUUUGCAAAUGACUUCUUCAAGAAAGGGGAGAAGCAUUUGUUGUGUGAGAUUCAUAGAAGAAAAACAUCACACACUCAUCCUCAUCAUCAACAACUACCAUCAUCCAUCAACCAUAACCAAAAUCAUUUUAACAACAAUAUUCAUAUUCUUCCCUCUACUACUACAUUUUAUCAUCCUUUUCACCAACACAACAACCGAGUCAGCAUCUCCCCUGACUCGGACGAGUUACCUACUUGGUGUGACUCGGACAUUAUUAGCAACACUACUACUACUACCACUACUACUGCUUCUUCAUCAACGCUUACAGCACUCUCUCAAGACAACGAAAGAUUAAGGAGAAGCAACAACAUCUUAAUGUCCGAACUAGCACACAUGAAGAAGCUCUACAACGACAUAAUCUACUUCGUUCAGAAUCAUGUUAAGCCUGUCGCACCAAGCAACACUUACUCUUCUAGUUUCAUUCUUCCACAACACCAACCUUCUUCUUCUUCAGCUACAACAACUAAUUGCAACGCUUUCUCAAUGUUGCAUAAGCAAGUGCAACAACAACAACAACAACAACACCAUGACUAUUUGAAUUCUCCAACAAACACAUCGAGGAGUUCUAUAACAAUGAUUGAAGACCAAAGUAGUAAGAGUUGCAAGACGAAGCUAUUUGGGGUGUCUCUUCAAUCCAAUAAGAAAAGGGUGCACCCUGACUACGGAUUUAGCCACGCUUUUGCGGAAACAAAUAACAAGGCUCGUUUGGUGUUGGGAAAUGAUAAUGAUGAUUAUUUGGGAUUGAAUCUCAUGCCUCCUUCUUAGCUUUCUUUUUAAUUUUUUGUUAUAUUAUUCCUCCAUCAAAAAGAUUAUGACUGUUUAAGUCAUAUUGGAUCUGUGUGUACAUAGAACUUUAGUGUAUUAAUUAGUCCCAAAACUGGAUCAUAUGUUUAAUUUGUGUUUA